AUGAAACAAUCGUUACUAUUUAUUUCAAUCUUAAUUAUCUCUAUAUGUGCACGAUUAGGCUAUUCCGAUGAUCUUAAUCUUCGAAAUCUAUUUUCAAAAGCAGCAAAAACUUCACAAGAUCAAAAUAUUUUAACACAACUUGAACAAAGUUUACCAAAAUUUCUCGAUUUAGAUAGCUAUUCUGAUGAUCUUAAUCUUCGAAAUCUAUUUUCAAAAGCAGCAAAAACUUCACAAGAUCAAAAUAUUUUAACACAACUUGAACAAAGUUUACCAAAAUUUCUCGAUUUAGAUAUACCUUCAAGUGAAAAUGUCGACAAAGUUUUUUCGAAAUUUAAAGAAGCAGUUCGAUUACUUCCAGCAAAUAUUCAACGCGAAACACCGCUUGAUGCAAAUACUGCACGAGAUAUAUUUCCUGGAAUACAACCAAUUUACCGUUAUGUCAAGGAAUCAGUAUGGAAAUCAAUAUUGAAAUUAAUUGAUUUACCAAGGGAAUUACUUCAAAUUCCAGCUCAAAAUUUAGCUGAUACAAAUUUAAAUAAUCUUCUAUUAUAUUCUGAUGAUGACACAGUUUCGAAAGUACUUGAAUAUAAUUCAAAUCGACAAGAUUUUAGUGAUGAACAAAAAACAAUUCUUGUUCAAAAUUAUAUCAAUAGGAUAAAAUCUAAACUUAAUCCAUCGAAUUUUCAACAAUUAAUAACAGUGAAAUUAGGUGCAUCAUUUCUUCGUUAUCUUCCGAUAGAUUUUCUUGCGAAAGAUCCAAUAUUUAAUGAUAAUAGUGUCAUUCGAAAUAUUGCAACAUGGCUUCAUUUUCUUGAUCCAAUACGACGUGAUGCUAUUUCAAAUAAAAUCUAUCGAGCAUUAACAGAUACCACAGGUAAAAUUGUACAAAGUGAUGCUCCACAACGUUUAACAAAUGAUGAUACAAGUUCUUUAAAUAUGAUUGUACGUACAAUGCCAAGUCUAUCAACAAGACAAAUUAUUAAUGCUGUUGGAGAUAAAAUUGUUCCAUUACUUGACCAAUCAAGUAUUCGAGAUGAUCAAUCAUGUACAACUGCACUUGCAUUACUUAAUCGAACUAUUGAAUCAAAAAGAACAAGUAAUCGUUAUUUUCGACCAACUAUACAAUUGGUUCAGCAUUGGCAAGAAUGUUAUAGUGGUUGUGAUCUAAGUGAUUUAUUUACUAAUCGCGAAGAUUUAAAAGAAUUAUUAAAAAGUCAUCCAAGUCCAGAAAGCUGUGACAACUUAGUUAGUGAAGUUAAAAAAGAAUAUGGUCUUGAACGUGAUAUUUCAGCAAAUAAAUUACGUGAAGUAUCAGAUGCAUUUGGUUCAAUUUAUCGAGCUGAUGAAAUAAAUAAUUUAAGUGAUGAACUUAUGGCUGAAUUAGGUCGAGAUGAAAAAACUUUAGAAAAACUUGGUUCACAAGAUUUAACACCCAAUGAAGCUAGAUCAAUUAUAAAUAAAAUUCCUCGAUCAACACAAAAUCUUUGGGGAAAAAAUAUGCUUGGAAAAUUAGGUAAUUUAAUUCCGGGACUUGACGAUAUAAUUCUCAAACAAAUUUUAACACGUGGUCGUGGUGAUUUACCAUCAUUAUUUAAUAGUACCUCGCCAUCAUUUAUUCGAAAACUUGUACCAAGUAAAAUUCGUCUACUUAUUGAUCAAUAUGCAACUGAACCAAAUCUUGCUAAAUAUCGUCAAUUAUUAGCAUCUGAUCAUGCAAAAAAAUAUAUUAAAUCAGAAACAUUAAUGAAGAUUUUUCAAUUAGCACCAGAUGUUCUUCGUCUAAUUCGUUUUACACCUGCUCAAGCUUCAGCUGCUAUAGCAAAUCGUUUAGGUUCAGAAAGAAAUUUUGAUGGUAAUCUUAGUAGUUUAGGAACGAUUAAUAAUUUUUUAAAUGGUUUAACAAAAACUGAUAUUGAAAAAGUUAAAUCUGAAGAAUCAUUACAAGCUGUACAACAAGCAUUUGGUGGUUCGAAAAAUAAAAAUAUUGAUAAUGAAAUGCAAUCAAAUACACGAUAUGCAUUUGGAAAUUUAUUACGUCGUGGUCUUCAAACAAGUGAAGCAACACAAAAACCAGAUGAUUAUAUUAAAGGUCUUUUCCGUGAAGAUAAUCUUGUUGAUGAUCUCAAUCCUCAAUUAUUUACAACAAUGACAAAUGCUGAACUCGAUGCUAUCAAUCAUUUAAAUAAAGAUCAAGCUGAUCGAUUUUGGAAUGCUGUUGGUUCAAUACGUGAACCAGUUUGCUGUUCAUUUGUCAACGAAAACCGUUUUCGUUUAGCUGAUUAUGCUUUAAAAUAUUAUAGUUCAGCAACAGGUGAUAUUGAUAAUUUUAAAUUAUCACAAUUAGGACCAUUUUUAACAUCAAGUUUACGUGCAAGUGAUAUUCGUCGUAUAACAACCGAUGCAUUAAUAAAUAAAAUAAACUUUUUUAAAUCAAAUUGUUUUCAACCAGCUAAAGGUGAAGCACAAGCAGUUGGCGCUAGACUUAAUGAUGCAAUCGGUGAAGUUGAUGAUAAUGUUAAAGCAUUAUAUCUCGAUCUUAUUGGAGAAUUAGCUGCUUAUUUACCAAUGAAUAUAGCUGCUUCGAAAAAAAUUUUAUCUUCACGAACAAAUUAUCUUUCAAAAUCAAUAGAUAAACUUCAGAAUCGUGAUGAAAAAUGUAAAAUACAAGAUACAGAUGAAUUUCUUAGUAAAUCAAUUUAUGGUAUAAAACAAACAUUAGCAAAUGCAUUUAUUGAUCGACGUUUAUCUUUGGAUAAUUCACGCCAACGUCGUCAAAUAAAUCAAAGACGAAAUAAUUUAACUUGUGAAUAUUUACGACAAAUGGGUUCGAGUAUUUCUGCACUUUCAUCUGAGCAGAUCUCAUCGAUUUCUGAUAUUGUAUUAUUUCAAUGUAUUGGUGCAUUUGGUGCAGUAAAUGAUCAUAAUUCAAAUACAAUUAAACAAAUAGCUCAAAAAUAUAUCCAAGCAUUACAAAGCCAAGGUCGACAUAUUAAUUCUUUGAGUCAAUCAGAAUUAUAUGAAUUGAAUUCAGUUUUAACUGGUUUUAAUCCAAGUGAAUUACUUCAAUUACGAAAUGAAUAUUUUCGUGAUGGAAAUUUUCUUUCAUUUAUUGGUAAUUUAGAUAAUUUGACAACUGCACAACUUAAAUCUCUAGCAAAACUUGCACUUAGUUUUGAACAACGUUUAACACCCACACUUCUUGGUAAUGCUGGAAAAAUUCUAUGUGUUAUUGAUGAACAACUUCUUCGUCGUAUACCACAAGAAGAAGUCAAAUCUUAUUUAGCUAUUUUGGCUAAUAUUGAAUGUCCGAAUGAACCAAAUCUGAAUUAUUCUUCAACAAUGUUUGAUAUCGUUAAAAAUAUAUAUCAAAAAGAUAUAGUUCGACCACAUAUUUUUGGUUCAUUAGGUACCAUUGCUGCUGGUAUAAAAUCUACUGAUCUUAGUUCCUUAUCACCUGAAUUAUUUAAUUUUUUUCCACAACAAGCAUUAUCACGUUUACCAAAAGAUGUAUUUCAAUCAUCUACUAUUGAUCAAUUACAAAAUUUAAAUAUUGAACAAAUAAAAACGAUUCCAAAUAAUUUACUUAACUCAUUAAAUGGAAAACAAAUGACAAUAAUUAAUCAAAUUCUCUUUCCAUUUAAAACAUCAGAAGAACUUAUUAAAAUAAGUCAUAAACCCAAUAAUGAUUAUGAAUUAUUUACGGAUGUAAUAAAUAACAAUGAUGGACAAUCAUUUGGAAUGAGACGACGUCUAAUGGAUGACAAUAAUCAAUUUAAUGAUGAAAUUAGAUUAUCUCGUCGACAAUCUUCACAAUGUGAACCUUGUGGUGUACGUCGUCUUAAAUGUUGUUUUCCAGAUUUAUGUCAACGUCGACCAAAUAAAAUAAGCAAAUGUCUUCAAGCUAAAGGAUAA
Adineta steineri is the source of this 3912-nucleotide messenger RNA. Lineage: Eukaryota; Metazoa; Rotifera; Eurotatoria; Adinetida; Adinetidae. The record is from the annotation of a GenBank genome assembly.